This is a messenger RNA of Necator americanus (New World hookworm), 357 nucleotides long. RefSeq lists its product as uncharacterized. The record is from RefSeq and is a predicted model, not a curated record. The transcript has a single exon. Bases 1 to 357 code for a protein of 118 amino acids. Lineage: Eukaryota; Metazoa; Nematoda; Chromadorea; Rhabditida; Ancylostomatidae.
AUGCUUUGUACGGUAGCACCAGCAAGGACGGGGUUACAGGAGUCAUCUAGGCUACCGAAACGGAAAAGCGCUGAGAUGACUAUCUGUACUCAUAACACACGUAUGCUUGCAUCGGUAGCGCCCGCUAAACAUCUGAUAAUGCAACUUAUUAAGAUUAAGUACCGCUUUGUCAGUUUGACCGAGACGAGACGGCGUCACCCACUAAGCGCCGUAUACAAGACUGGUGGAGAACUGUUUUUAAGAACAUGCGACAGUAGAGGAUUUGGUGUAGAUGAUGAAUUAUUUGACUUAAUCGGCGGGCGGGUGUUACGGCCUAACGCGGCUAUCCACAUCUUCGCCGGACUGUGUCGUCCUUGA